This is a messenger RNA of Eriocheir sinensis (Chinese mitten crab), 1530 nucleotides long. RefSeq lists its product as uncharacterized. The coding region runs from base 1 to 1530 and encodes 509 amino acids. The transcript has a single exon. Lineage: Eukaryota; Metazoa; Arthropoda; Malacostraca; Decapoda; Varunidae. The record is from RefSeq and is a predicted model, not a curated record.
AUGGGAUACUGCUACGGCAACGUGAAGAUACACAAGCCUGGAAACAAACUAAGGCCCAUCAUAUCGCAAAUCCCCACGCCAACCUACACCAUCGCGAAGAGGCUGUGUGCUACGCUGACACCUUAUGUACCAUCCACCUACAGCCUGACCUCAGCAGCUGACUUCCUUGACAUCCUCAAGUCAAACAACACGAAGGGAAACAUCGCUUCUCUGGAUGUGGAAUCAUUAUUUACGAACGUCCCUAUCGACCGAACCAUCGAAUACAUCUUGCAACGAGUUUAUCAUAAUGACGACACCCCGAGCCUAGACAUCCCUGAGCCAACGCUACGCAGCCUUCUUGAGUGCUGCACAAAAGAGGCACCAUUCACCUGCCCUAGAGGUAACAAGUAUCAACAAGUGGAUGGAGUCGCCAUGGGCUCCCCGCUGGGAGUCCUGAUGGCGAACUUCUUCAUGGGCUGCAUAGAGGAAGAAGCCUUUAAGACCACCAAGAGACCUGAUAUAUACUGCCGCUACAUCGACGACAUUUUCAUCAAAACCACAAGCACCGAGGACGCCGAACAUCUCAGAAGACUCCUUCAAGAAUUAUCCGGAUUAAACUUCACCAUCGAGCAUAGCACCAACGGAUCCAUGCCUUUCCUGGAUAUCCUCGUCAAGCAAGAUCAAGACGCCUUCAACACUGCUGUCUACGUGAAGGCUACUAACCCAGGUCACUGUCUCAAUGGAAGGAGCGAGUGCCCCAAACGCUACAAAGACUCCACCAUAGGGGCCUACAUCCGGAGAGCACUCACCCACUGUAGUAACUGGCAGCAAGUCCACCAUGAAAUAGAUCGGUCUACCCAGGUACUACUCAACAACGGUUUUGACAAAGCAGACAUCUACAGGCAAACCAGGAAAAUAAUGGAUCAUUGGCACGCUGCAACCAGCAACACAACCGAGGAGAAAAAUAACAUCAAUAUUUAUUACAAAUCACACUUCUCUACUGCGUAUAAAGAAGAUGAAAGAAUAAUGAAACAAAUCAUAAGAAGAAACGUCACACCAACAGAUCCCGAGAAGAAACUGAACAUCGUCAUAUACUACAAGAGCAAGAAAACAAGCCACCUAAUUAUGAGAAACAGCCCCCAAGAAGAAAAGACGCCUACACAGGAGUCGCAUGUCGUUUAUAGGUUUAUUUGUAAACGAGGGAUCUGCGAAGCCCUCCCCUCAACCUACAUCGGCAUGACAACGAUGAAGCUGAGCAGGCGAAUGAGCUACCACCUGACAUCCGGAGCCCCGCGCCAACACCUACUACAGAAGCACAAUACAGUGCUAACAAGGAAAAUUUUAGAAGAAAACACAGACAUAAUCGCAAGAUGCCCCGACGAACGACGCCUCCCGAUUCUAGAAGCCCUCAACAUAAAAGAAAUGGAGCCCAACUUAAACAAGCAGGCCCUAGAUCUACAGGCUCUCCCGAGUAUGCGCAGGAGUGCUGCGCACCAGCCUAACCAAUCAGCAGCCGGUGCGCAACACGGGGAGGGAGACGACACGCCUUAA